Messenger RNA from Ostrea edulis (European flat oyster), 3926 nucleotides. RefSeq names its product MAP kinase-activated protein kinase 5-like. The coding region runs from base 78 to 1499 and encodes 473 amino acids. The transcript is spliced from 12 exons. Gene Ontology annotation, biological process: Ras protein signal transduction; protein autophosphorylation; peptidyl-serine phosphorylation. Gene Ontology annotation, cellular component: nucleus; cytoplasm. The record is from RefSeq and is a predicted model, not a curated record. NCBI's taxonomy places the organism in Eukaryota, Metazoa, Mollusca, Bivalvia, Ostreida, Ostreidae. Gene Ontology annotation, molecular function: mitogen-activated protein kinase binding; calcium/calmodulin-dependent protein kinase activity; ATP binding.
GUAGCCAAUCUACUUCCGUUUUCUGUAUAAAAUGUCAAAUUUUCAAAACUUUUGGAAAUUCCGAAAUACAGAUGUAAAUGAACAUGUCUGAUUCAAAUGAUAGUUGUAUUAAUUCACCGAAUAUUAAGACCUACUCUAUAACAGAUGACUACAUUGUUUUAUGGAAGGAGAAGCUGGGGACAGGGAUUACCGGUCCUGUCAGGCCAUGUAUAAAAAAAGACACAAGAGAGAGGUUCGCCUUGAAAUGUUUAAUGGAUGGACCGAAGGCCCACACUGAGGUCACGCUUCACAGACUGUGUAAUGACCAUCCUAACAUUGUCCGAGUCCUGGAUGUUUAUGCCAAUGAUGUCAUCUUUCCAGGAGACCCCCAUCCUAAAGCGCGGUUGCUGAUGGUGAUGGAGUUUAUGGAGGGAGGGGAGCUUUUUGACAGGAUCAGUAAGGAGAGUGGAUUCACGGAGAAGAAAGCAGCCAAGUACCUCCGUUAUAUCGCAGAGGCGGUGAACCAGUGUCAUAGACUGAAUGUGGCUCACAGGGACCUCAAACCAGAGAACCUUCUGCUGAAAGACAACUCAGAGAAUGCUGAGAUUAAGCUGACUGACUUUGGUUUUGCUAAAGUGGACGACGGAAAUCUUCAGACUCCGCACUUCACACCUUAUUAUGUAGCUCCUCAGGUGUUAGAGGCUCAGAAAUAUAAAUCCCGACAACGAAGAGGAGUGAUACAGACCUCCAGACCUUAUACUUACGACAAGAGCUGUGAUAUGUGGAGCGUUGGAGUUAUUCUGUACAUCAUGCUAUGUGGUUAUCCCCCUUUCUACUCAGAAACUCCGUCCAGAAACAUUACCUCAGAAAUGAAAAGAAAAAUCCUGUCUGGGAAGUACGAAUUUCCGGAGGAAGAUUGGAAGGUUAUUUCUGAUGCUGCAAAGGAUGUAGUGAGGAGACUUUUACAUGUGGAUCCAAGUUGUAGAAUGAAUAUUCAUGAGCUGAUGUCACAUCCAUGGAUGACUGAGGCUCCGGACACGGUUCUACAAUCCCCAGCUGUCAUUUCUGAUAAGGAAGGCCUGGAGGAUAUCAAACUAGCUCAUGCUGAAAAACUUACUCAGAUGAGACUGCCUGACAAGACCCUCGAACUUAAAUCCAUCAGCGAGUCUCAGAGUGCCAUCAUCAGAAAACGCAAACUUAAGCAGAAUAGCUACGAAGAAAAUGACACAGAAACGAAAGUAAAGAUCAAAGAAAAUGACAUCAGACUAAAACCACUGCGUGACAUCAUAGCUUACUGUGUGUUGCCACCCAAAGAUGAGAAGGAGAGCAUGUUGAUCAGCCUGAUACUGAAUGCUGUAAACAGCUCGUGGUGUCAUAACAAACUCCUGGCAAUACUACGACAAUUCCAGUGGGACGGUGAAAAAUUUCAAACAAAAGUGGAGAAAAUGAAGUUGGCCCACCAGUUGAGUGAGUUAGUGAAAUCGGUGACUGAGGUGACACAGGAUGACCAGAACAGUUGACCACUGGUCAGUGAUAGACCCCGAUACUCAGCCAUUUUGUCAUUGUGGUCAGCAGGAGGCAGACAGCAAGAAAUAAGUGACCAGUGUGUGGGAUAUAAUGAACAGUUUGCUGCUGAUUUAAAGCAUUCGUGUGAUAAAGAGUAUGAAUAGCAUGAUUGGGAAGACUGUGAUUGUGCACUCUCUGUACUAAUGAUGUCUUCUUCGUUUAAUCAGAAAUCCAUUUUUGUCUCAACUCAAUUGAAGAUAUUUCAUCAAGGACUGAUUUUUAUUACAUUGUGCUAGAGUUUGGUCUAUAGCUUCAUUUAGUAAUAUUUUUCCUGACUUUCCAAGCUUUUCAUAAUAUUGUUUUUUAAUCAAACAUCUUAUGGACAUUUGCACGUACAUUACAGAAUGUCAUUUGAAGAACAGCAGUCUGUUGGUGUUCUUUAGUGACAACUCAGUCAAUCAAACUAAGAGAUGCCUGUAUCUCUUACAAUUUGAAAUUAGUGGGGGUUUUUUUUCCUGAUCUUAAAAACCAGGUUUCAUUUCCUUGUUCUAAAAGUAAUUAAAGCUCUUCGUAUCUACAAAUGAAAGAAAAAUAUUUGAAGAAUGAGAUGACAUUUCACACUUUAAGGAAAAAACUUUAACCUGGGCUACAUGUUUUGAACCAAGGGGGAUAGGGUUUUUAUAUUCCACGUUAAUAUGCCUCAUGAAGAGACCUUUGUUAUGGUACCAAAACUUUUGACCUAGUGACCUUGGACUUUUGAACUACUUUUUAAAAACUUUAAGCUGGGCUAUAUCUUUUGAACCAAGGGUAAUAGGGUUUCGAUAUAUCACAUAUAGAAGCCUCAUGAAGAGACCUUUUUUUUUGGUACCAAGACUUUUGACCUAGUGAUCUUUACUGUGGGCUUUGAUCUACUUUUUAAAAACUUUAACCCGGGCUAUAGCUUUUGAAUUAAGGGGGUUAGGGUUUUGAUAUUUUACAUAAAGAUGUCUCAUAAAGAGACCUUUGUUUAGGGAAUAGGGUUUUGAUAUUUCACAUAUAGAUGCCCCACGAAGAGACCUUUGCUUUGGUAGAAGACAUUUGACCUAAUGACCUUUGCCUUGAACUUUGUUGUGGUACCAAGACUUUUGACCUUGUAAGACUUUUGACCUUGUAAGGGGUGAAAUCAAAAGAUUGAUGUCGAAUAAAAAUCUAAAUUCAAAUAGUUAGGGGGAGGGGGAUAAAACCUCCUUUAAGUUUGUCAUCUGACGUCGAUUACACUUUAGUGGGGAAAAAACAAACAAACAAAAAACAAAAAAAGUUACUAUUAUAAACCACAUAAUGAUAUUACAUUUUAAUAAACAUUUAAUAGUUUUAAUGUACACUUUCAUUUCUGAAUAAACAGUAGAUCUUUUGAACCAAGGGGAUAGGGAUUUGAUAUUUCAUAUUUAGAUUUCUCAUGACCAGGCCUUUGAUAUUGUAUCAAAACUUUUGACCUCGUAACCUUGGACUUUGACCUAUUUUUCAAGAAUUUUAACCUUUUGAACAAUAGGUUAAGUAGCGUCAUGCUUCCCGGCGAGCUGUGUUGUCUUCUGACAACUUUUAUUCCUGGAUUACCAUGUCUCAUGCAAGUGAAUUUUGCUAUUUAUAUAUUCAUAGUUGAUAUUAGAGGAAGGCCGGUAUGUGUUUUCCUCACAAUGCAUCUUGAUUUGUCAAAUUUGACUCCAAUAUUUAAUUUACAUGUGUAUGUUUGGCUGAAUAAUUAGCCAUUUUUAAGGUUGAAAAACACAAAAUCAGGAAAAAAUCUCAUGUAUGUAUGUAUACCGGUGUAUUGGAUGUAUUUUAACAUUGGUUACACUGCUAAUAGAUACAUAUCAAUUUGUCAUUGUAUUUUGUAGGAAUUUAUUUUAGAAUUAGAAGAUCAACCAUUUGUCGUAGUUUUAUAGAUAUUUGUCUCUAGUUUUACUCUGUGUUGUGCAAUCUUACAUUUAGUUAUUUAUUUUGCAUUUGUUUUAGCUCACCUUGAGCAAAAGCUCAGAUUCUAGUGAGUUUUUCUGAUCAAAAUUUGUUUGUAUUCUGUCACUGGUGUUUUAAAUUUUUCAUAUUUUCAUCUUGUCCUGCAGAACCAUUGUACCAAUUUUAUUCAAACUUGGCACAAAGCAUCCUGGGGUGAAAGGGCUUCCAAGAUUCUUUUUUUCCAUUUUAGGAAUCAUGCCUCCAUGCAAGGGGAGAUAAUUAGGCAUUGUUAGAAUAGGAUAUGGAAUCAAAAAAUAUUUUCAAAAACUAUUUGGCCAAAAAUUACAAAACUUAUGCAAAAGCUUCAUUAAAGAUUGCAGAUUCAAAAGUGUUCAAAUCAUGCCCAUCCCCCACCCUCCCAGGGGUAGGGUGAGACUAAAAUAGUGGGAUCAAAAUUUUAGAUAGGGAUAUGUAGGAAUUUUUUUUUUAAAAUCUUCUUCUCCAGAAAA